AUGAUUCCAAAAAUCUUGCUCCUUUGUGUUAUAUUUCUCCACUUCUCCCAAGCCAUAAUAAUCUAUCCACGUGGCACUUUCAAAAUUGUCUUGGACAACAAAAAUGAGGUUUAUGCUGCCGGAGAUGAUGUAAAGGGAAAUCUAGUUCUCACAACUCCCGGAAAUUCAGUAAUCAAUAAUGUUGCUUUGAGAUUUGUGGGAGAAGCCUACGCUCAAGCCACGUAUGGAGAGAAAUUUGGAAGUUAUCGCUCAGAUGUUCCAACAUUUUUCAAUGAAUCGAAGAUCUUUGUGAAUCAACAACUUCUAGACAAAAGCAAGGAAUUCAAAUAUCCAUUCUCAUUCAAAAUUCCUGCCAAUUCUCUAACUUCUGCUGAAGCUUUUCCAGCAAAAAUCAGAUAUGGAUUAGAACUUAUAAUCGGAGGAACAGAUGAUGAGAUCGAGAUUCCAGUACGGUAUUUGAUCACUGUUAUAAAUGGCAUCGAUCUUUCAAAAUCUGAUGAAUAUUCGAAGGCCGCCUCUUGUCAAGCUUCAGAUUUUGGGGUGAAUAUCAAGGCGACAAUUGAAAAAACUGGAUUUGUUGAUGGCGAAAAUAUUCCAGUCAAAGUAGAAAUUGAUAAUCAAUCAAAUGACAAAACUGAUUAUGUGAGUUUAAGAGAAAUUUUCGGGCUUAAAGAAUUCAAGAGCUUUUUUAGAUUCACGCAAAACUCGUUGUCAAUAAGACAAGUAUUUCGAAGAAGAAUGGAAAGACUUUCAAAUUCGGAGAUGCUGCUCCAAUUCCAGAAGAUUCGCGGGAAAUUCGAACUAGAGAAUAUGACACUACUUUUAAACUUGAUAUGGUGAGUUGAUCAACUUGUUAGAGUUAAAUGAAUUUAUAGGCCGCACUUUCUUCCACAAAAAAAUUAAAGGGGGGGUAAGACGACAAAAUUUUAUUUGCUCAACGAAUCGGGCUCCCUUUGAAUAGUAAAAGCCCCAGGGGAUUUUUUCUCGAAAGGCCUAAAAAGGUCCGAAAAAAAUAUUCCAUGAACUUUUUUCAACGUAUAGCUAUACGUUGUCCGAAAGUUUAUGGAAUAAAUUCAACGUAUAGCUAUACGUGGUACCUAGUUUAUGGAACAUUUUUUCUGGACGUUUCCAGAAAAAAUCCCUUGGAGGUUUUACUACUUUUGGGGAGCCUUUAACUUUGCAACAAAAAAAUUUUGUCGUCUUACCCCCCCUUUAAGAAAAGUUUGCCGCUGCGCGGAACUGUCUUUUCCAGUCUUCAGAUUUUUAUCAGAUAUUUCUGAAUCAGACUUGGAAAUUCGAGCGAAGCGAGUGUGAACCGCAAGCUUCCGCUUUAGCGGCCACGCGGAUUAAUAUGACGUUUGCCAUAUCAUAGUAAACCACGUAGCCGCUAAAGCGGAAGCUUCCGGUUUACAUUCGCGCUUGAGGCGCUCGAUCAAAAUUUGGACAUAGCUUCCGCAUCUCCGCUGAAAUUCCAAUAAAAAUCUGAAGAAUACUAGAAUUUUCAGACAAAUUAUUUGUCUGAAAAUUCCAGUUUUCAGAUUUUUAUCAGACAUUUCCGAAUCAGACUUGGAAAUUCGAGCGAAGCGAGUGUAGACCGCAAGCUUCCGCGCAGCGGCCACGCGGAUUAAUAUGACGUUUGCCAUAUCAUAGUAAGCCACGUGGGCCGCUAAAGCGGAAGAUCGUGCCGCUUCGCGGAAGCUUCCGGUUUACAUUCGCGCUUGAGGCGCUCGAUCAAAAUUUGGACAUAGCUUCCGCAUCUCCGCUGAAAUUCCAAUAAAAAUCUGAAGAAUGCUAGAAUUUUCAGACAAAUUAUUUGUCUGAAAAUUCCAGUUUUCAGAUUUUUAUCAGACAUUUCCGAAUCAGACUUGGAAAUUUUGUUCGAGCGAAGCGAGUGUAGACCGCAAGCUUCCGCGCAGCGGCCACGCGGAUUAAUAUGACGUUUGCCAUAUCAUAGUAAAUCACGUGGCCGCUAAAGCGGAAGAUAGUGCCGCUGCGCGGAAGCUUGUGGUCAUUCCGCUCAAACCAGAACCCCUUCUAUUUCCAGAUCUCAGUCCCCCCAAAAUCCAAAGGCACCUUCACAUUGCUCGCCAAAAACUUCGAGCCAACAAUUCCAUCCUAUGCUCCAAAAACCCUUCCACCAUUCCUCAAAAUCAAUCAUCGCUUCGAAAUUAUCGUGAAAAGUGCGAACAAGAAGAAUACAAUCAGUUGCUCGAUUCCAGUUACAAUUGGAGUUGUGCCAACUAAAGAUGUUAAGAGCAAAAGUGAGUAGUAGAACGAAAAAUGUUCUGGGGAUAUUCUGAUGAAUAUUUUUGCAGAACCUUCUGAAUAUCUUGGCGAUGGAAAGGAUGUUUUGAUCAACAGUUGGGAACAUGUUCAAGAAGGAUUCAAGCCGAAAUAUCCGAAAUUCAAAUUUUAA
Messenger RNA from Caenorhabditis angaria, 2416 nucleotides. Lineage: Eukaryota; Metazoa; Nematoda; Chromadorea; Rhabditida; Rhabditidae. The record is from the annotation of a GenBank genome assembly.